Acanthoscelides obtectus is the source of this 2398-nucleotide messenger RNA. NCBI's taxonomy places the organism in Eukaryota, Metazoa, Arthropoda, Insecta, Coleoptera, Chrysomelidae. The record is from the annotation of a GenBank genome assembly.
CUCUCUUGUGAUCUUUAUUAUUCAGAAAUAUCUCAAGUGUACGUUGUGACUCUGGGUCAUAACAUUAUCAGUUGUUUAUCAUCCUCCAUUGGCCGGUAUCGGUUUAAUGUGAGUUUAAUGCAAAAAAACAAAAACAACGAAAAAACAUAACCUAACAAUUUUAACACAUUAACAUUUUUGUUAUCCCCAUUAUUUCGGAGCGAAUAGCACCAAAUAAAAAGCUGGUGUAUGAGGGGACAGGAGAUUUCAAAAAUGUGUAGCUCAGGUACGUGACACUCUAGAGCACUGGAACCUGGAACGAUAUUGACAGGUGGUGAGAUGCUCCGAGUAACCCGAACGAGGCACUGGAAUGGAAGCUUGGAUUCCAUGCUCCCUAUCGAAAAUGCCGUGGUACUUGUUUGUGUUCUGUGGUGCAAAAAUAAUAUUAUAAAAAUAUGGGGUUAUGAUUACUGUUUUCAACUGAGUUUUUAGGAAAAGCAAUACUCUCAGGAUGUAAAUUAAUCGUCGUUAUGUUAAAAAACUCAAAAAUCGCUUACAUCCUGACAAUAAUAUUCUUUAUAAGUUUUCUUGCUAUUAUUUAUCAGAACCAAUUAACAAGACUUUAUGACAGACUCCUUAAACUAGGUAAUAAAAUGUUUUCUUUGAUAUUUCUUGUUAGUUCUACAUACUUCGACUUUCUAGAAGAAUUUCAAGAAAGACACGCAUUGACACAAACAGAAUUGUAUAGCGAAGGAACAGAUAAUCUAGUGGUUUUGUACAAUCGAGUUCCCAAAACAGGCUCGACAAGUUUUGUAGGAAUUGCUUAUGAUUUGUGCAAGCAGAAUAACUUUCGUGUGCUGCAUGUAAACAUAACUGCUAAUAGUAAUCUGCUCACCUUAGAGAAUCAAGUCAAAUUUGUUACAAAUGUAACAAAAUGGGAUGUUAUGAGACCAGCCCUAUUUCAUGGGCAUUUUGCCUUCCUAGACUUCUCGAAGUUUGGACUUCCUAAGCCCUUGUUCAUAAAUCUGAUAAGAAGGCCACUAGAUAGAUUUGUUUCUUAUUAUUAUUUUGUGCGAUAUGGUGACAACUUCAGACCUUAUCUGGUCAGGAAAAAGCAUGGCAAUACAAUGGUAAUAUGUUUUAUUAAUAAAAUUGAACAAGUGUAUGCGAAUUUGUCAUUUCAGACAUUCGAUGAGUGUGUAAACAAAAGACUGGCAGAAUGUGAUCCAAGCCACAUGUGGUUGCAGAUACCUUAUUUCUGUGGCCAUUCUGCUAAUUGUUGGAAACCCGGUAACAAAUGGGCUCUUCAAGAAGCAAAAAAGAACCUAGUCACAAAUUAUUUCCUAGUUGGAGUAACAGAAGAACUUGAGGACUUUAUUGUGAUUCUUGAACGUUCUCUCCCUAGAAUGUUCAAAGGAGCCACUGAACAUUUUUUGAACAGCAAUCGCUCUCAUUUGAGGAAAACCGUCCAAAAAGAGGUACCCUCUGAGGAGACUAUGCAGAAGAUCAAGAAAAGUGUUGUUUGGCAGAUGGAAAAUGAACUAUACGAAUUCGCGUUAGAGCAGUUUCAUUUUACGAAAAAGCAGUUUUUGAAGAAUAAAAAUCAAAAUGUUAUGUAUGAAAAAAUUAGGCCGAAAACAUAGCUACGUAGACACGUGUCAGGAGAAACAACCUAUACCUAAUAAUUUGGAAUGGUAAACUAUUUGUAUGACUCGUAUUGGUAUGUUUAAUGCCCUAAAUGUUGUUCUUGUUGUGUUGGAAUUUUUGACUUGCUUCAAAAGAACCGUCAAGGGGUAUGGGAAAAGUGAAUUAUAACAAAUAUCGUUUCUUGUUCAGCAUUAUUAGGGAAUGCAACAAAAAUAUCUAGUAUUAUUUAAGAUCUAACCAAUAAUAAAUUGCAAAAUUUGUUUGCUUUUAAGUUCUUGCUUUAUUAACAUGAAUUUUAAUUGUUUAGUCACACAUUCACUGACCAAUUUUUCAGCUAAUGACCUUUGCUAUAUUGUACUUAUUAUAAAAUUAUUUUGCCCUCCAUAAUAACUAUAAGUAGGUAAACAUGGUAACACUGACUGACUAUUACUUUGUACUGUAUUUGUUAUAUUUAUGUAAAUAUUUAUGAAAGUAUUAAUUUGAUCUUUUAAAAUAAAGCGUGUAUAAAUACAGUAUAGUGUUUUUAACAUAUUUUUUGCACCAGAAGCAGCAGCUUUACCACAUAUAUAGUUAAGCAAGGUGACUAAGAAUGGUCAGAAGUCUCGCGAGUCCGCCCAGCAGACCUAAAACAUGGUUAUAGAAUUAAGUGAAACAAAGACAUCGUUAUUUAUAAAUAGAUUCUGUGUAUUUACAACGUUAGGUUAUACAUAGUUAAUAUAAUAAUACAAUAUUUAUAUACAGUAUUCAUUAGUUUACAGCGUGUUAAAUUUGU